AUGUGUCAAACAUCAAAAACAUUGUUUAUUAAAUCACUUGCUGAUUGUUCUACACUUAUAAGCCUAUAUAUUGAGAUAUAAUUCCAGCUUAGUGAAAAACUUAGUGCCACCUAAUAAACAUGUUGCUAUGAUUUAUUUACAUUUAAAUUUUUAGUCGUUUCGUGUAUAUUAAUCAGUAAAUAUGGAAAAUGCUAAGAUACAAAGUAAAGUCAAACUGUUGUUUGAAAAGAUUCUUAAACCACACUAUGUUAUGGAUAAUUAUUAUGCUGACAAUUUGUUUAUCAAAAUAAACAACACGGAUCCAGAGGUCACCUACUUUAAAUCGCUACCUUUCUUGCCGCAGUUACUUGUAGACAGUUUAGAUGGCUUCGAAACAUAUGAUAAUACAGUCAAAGUUUUCCUCAUACGGUUACUGGCGGUUGUAUGCGACAGGGAAGUCAACUUUGGAAAGAUAUUUUCUAGAAAAGGCGACAUGCUUGCACAAGCAUUCAAUCAGAUUGACGGCCCCACCAUGAAUUCUAGUUUAAGAGUAGCUUACAUGGACGUAGCAUUGUCUCUCCUUAACCAUAGCUCCGGAGUAAUUUGGCUGUAUGAUAGCGAUGCUUGGAAGCAUAUUUUAGUUCUAUGCAAUGAUAAAAGGACAGUUUUCGUCGUUCGAAAGACUUACAAAUUCGCAUCCAAAAUAAUGUGGGAGCUAAACCAUUUGGGUGACAUUUCCAAAAUCACAACCACACUCGAGUACAUAAUGAAACCAGUGUUAGAUACAGAUUACUUUUCAAUUAAUCAAAUGACUAGUGAGAAUGAGGAAGAAAUUAGCAAAACUCUGGAGCCGAUGCUUCAGAUGCUCUUAUCCAUCAUCACUAACGCUGAAGAACUGAGAAAGGGAAAUAGCAUGUUGAUUGAAUAUAUCAUAAAAAAAUCGAAUUUAAUAACACUCUGUUACGUUUUAUUGGAUAAGUUAAGGAGAGAAGACUUGACACUAUUAAUAACCAAAAUACUGUUCGCAGUAGGUGUGGCCAGAAUUCUGCAUUUGCAACCGAAACUGAUUAAUGAUGUUUACGAAAAGGAAAACUUUAUAGAGCUCGGUGCUACUUACUUAAAUAUUAUUCAGUUUCUUAUACAUAGGCGGUCUCCAACAAUGGUGUUUGAUUUCUGCAACGCGUGCAGUGUAAUGUGGACGACAGCGUGGGAAGGCAAAGCUCCAGCUAUGUUUGAGGCGGACGGCAAAAAGUUUGAGUUGCACAACCAAAUCGUAGCCAUGAUCCUUGUACCGUCUCUAGUGUACGCGAACCACGGUAGGCCGAUGUCUUCGAGUUUCACUGAUGAGAGAGUGGACGAAUUCUUGGUGAAACUUCUUAAUUAUAUGUGCUACCAUACCGCAAGAGCCGCCUACGCGCUGAGAGACCUUACGGUACAGCUGGAUAUCCUGUCGAUAACAUUACAAAGCGUUAAGAGAUUAAGUUGUUGGAAGAAUCGUUUUUCGAAUGAGCAGGCGAAUUUAGUUUUCCAAGCGUUGUUUUUUGUACUCAAACAGUACGAUCCCGUCGACGACGACGGAGAGAUGAAGAACGAAAUAACAUACGAGGAUAGUAUGGAUAAAGUACUUGUGAUGACGUACGUACUGGAUAGUUUACUGUCUCUAGUAAAAACAUACAAUAUCAACUGGCAUGAGAGCUUCGAAGUGCUGUGUUUGUACAAUGUUGUAUACCAUAUUCUAAAAAGGCCAAAUUUAACAUGUAAGUUCGUAGUGACUGCAUUGAACGUGAUUGCGAUAACUAUAAAGAAAUUCCUGCCACCGAACCUGUCUUUGCUGAUGGAUUCGAAGCCGGGUUCCGCGAUGCACGAACUGGGCAAGCUCAUCUAUAUGAAGUUACAUGACUUCCAUUGGGAGGUGCGGGAUUCCGCCCUCGAGUUGCUGCUCGUCUGUACAGAGAUAUCUUUUAUAAAAUUCCCACCGAUCCAAAAGCAAAUUCUGUCGAACAAUUUAAUGACGGUCGCAGUGACAAUAGCGCUCAAUGAUCACGAGUUCUACGUGCGCGCUUCCGCCCUCAAGUGCAUUGGUGCUGCUACCAAAGUCUGUGCCAUCUGGGACGACCUCAAGACAAACUUCCCCAAUAUACAGCAUAUGAUUCUAACGAUAAUGAUGGACAAUCCUGAAGGUAUCGUCAGGAAGGAAGCUUGUAACGUCUUCUGUGAAAUCUAUCACAAUUUAAGAGUAACCCCAGCCUUCAAGCAAGUGUUACAUGAAUGUAUGCUUUGCACAGCGCUCAAUGAUUUCCAUUGGGAGGUGCAACUGAGUGCUCUCAGGUUCUGGAAGAUUGUUAUACAGCAUCAUUUAAAUGCUCAAGGCAUGUUAGAUGGUACAUUCCCGCCAGUUACAUUCUCAAAAGAUUCACGUAAAAUUGUCACAUUAAACGAAAAAGAAAUACAAAAAAGGUUACAGAAAACUCUAGAAGAACUAGCUUCAAUAGGUUGCUUGACUGUGCUCGUCAAACUUUUACAAGACGAAUCCGAAGUUGAUAUCAUGGAAGCGGCACUUUCAAUAUCAAUGGAACUUUAUUCUGUUUUAGAAAAAUAUAAAGUACCUGAAACUCUUCAAGCCGGUGAUUGUGAAAUGCCUAGUGUUGAUGAACUUGAUCGUCCUAUUAAAUUAACGGAUUAUAGUAAUAUGAAUUCAGAAGCAAACGACACGGCGAAAGUAGAUAACGUUAUAGAAGGAAUUGUUAACGCAGACGAUAUAAAUUUACUGGCUAUGAUGUAUGAAAGUCAAAUGAAAUUACAAAACGAUGAAAUGCCUGUAAAAGAUCAACCACCUAAACCUAAGCUUCUUAAAUUCGCGUCACCGCAUUUAUUCGUAACAUUCUUGAAGAGUAAAGAUUUCAAAGCUGUUAUUGAACAAAAGAAAAAAUGGCGCGAAGGCAUCAAGAGUUUAUCGUCUCUAUUAGACGACGUUCUUGGUAUUUACGAAAUAAAUGAUGAUGUCAACUCUUUAGAUUGUUAUUAAAGUUUUGCCAAUUUUAUACAAUUCUUUGUGAAGAAUAAAUUGUUAAAUAUAAACAAG
This is a messenger RNA of Papilio xuthus (Asian swallowtail), 3061 nucleotides long. RefSeq lists its product as uncharacterized. Gene Ontology annotation, cellular component: nucleus. The transcript has 5 exons. The record is from RefSeq and is a predicted model, not a curated record. NCBI's taxonomy places the organism in Eukaryota, Metazoa, Arthropoda, Insecta, Lepidoptera, Papilionidae. The coding region runs from base 182 to 3004 and encodes 940 amino acids. Gene Ontology annotation, biological process: positive regulation of protein phosphorylation; DNA damage response; cell population proliferation.